Molecule: messenger RNA, 1463 nt
Organism: Anolis carolinensis (green anole)
Lineage: Eukaryota; Metazoa; Chordata; Lepidosauria; Squamata; Anolidae
Product: proteoglycan 4-like
Exons: 2
Coding region: 193-1389 (398 amino acids)
Source: RefSeq, a predicted model, not a curated record
UCCGCCAGACAUCGUAUUGGCAUAUUCCUUUUCCACUCCAACGAAAGAGAAUCAAAUAACUGAGGAAGGGAACAAAGGAUACAGAGAAUCCGUCAUAUCAGCAUACAGUAUUCCCUUUCUGCUCCAACAAAAGAAAAUUGUAUAACUCAGCAUAGAGAAAAUUGUGCGCAGAUGUAGCCCCGAAAGGUCAAGAUGAGCUCCUCGGCCGUCCGGCGAAAGUCCUACAAAAAGGCCCAGGAGGACACAGGGCCGUAUUGGGAAGGUGACUCUGCCGACGCCGGCGGGGGUGAAGUGACCGCCGGGAAGCUGCAAGUCAUGGAAAAGUUCUUCUCGCCAGUGGAAGAUGAGCGCAAAGGGCUCUCGGACCAACACCGACGGACGGACAACCGCUUCGCCGCCGCCGCCUCGUUGUCCUCCUCAUCAUCCACUUUCUCCUCGUCUGGCUCGUCAGCCUCGUGGUCGUCGGACGGCAGCUUCGAUAAGGAAGCAUUCUCGGCGACCGCAGAGUCUCACUAUUCCCGUCGGCAUCCGCAGCAUUCGCAGUCCUGUAUUGACGUCUCGAGAGGAGGGAGAAAAAUUGGCGACCACGAAGGGACCUCUCGCUUGGCCCAAAUCGGCGACCACGAAGGGACCCCAGAGUCGGCCGAAAUGGAGAUAUCUUCUUUCGCUCGCUUGCAGAAAGGACAUAGCAAAAGCGUCGAGCGCUUGACGCACCGCCGACAAGCCGCCGUCGACCGCCAAAUACACAAAGCAACGAGUUUGGUUUUCAACGCUGACACGAGUCGAAACAAUCGCCGCAAUAAAGCUCCCAAUAAAGGCAUCUUGAAGAACGGAGAAGACCGGCUAUGGAAAGCAAAGUCGAUCGAGACCAUAACGGUAAGGCCAACCAUGGGAAAAGAGGUUCACGGAUCUUCUUUGGGUCCCGCUCGGCCACUCCAGCGCCGACAACAGCCCCCCAACAGCUUGGAUUUGAGCGCUCCGCAAAAGCCGUCGCCGUCGACCGAACGACUACGCCGCGUGGAAGAGAAGCUGCGUUUCUCGGAAUUCCUCAACGAGAUCACAAAGCAAGUGAUGAGUCCGUUGAGCCUCACUUCGUUGGGGUGGAAGCCCCCCGGGUCGGCGCCGGUCAGCAAGGCCCCCAGCACUGAGGGGUCCUCCUCCUCCCCGGGGUCCGUGGUGCCUGAGGCAAAGGUGAAGAAAUACGAGGCCUCCUCUCCUGCCGUCUUUGGACGACGCCGGACCGGGAAAGAGGCGGAAGAGAGCGAGGGCCCCGAAGGAGGAGGAGGAGGGGGCCCCAAAAGGGGGGAGAAGGAGGUCGGGGCCGAGAAAGAGGCACAAGCCAAGGCAAAGGAUCUGCUCUCAGAAGCCAACACAGAACAACUUUUGUGAGUUUCACAACUCUUAUUAGGACUAUAUUCCCAAUAAAAGAGGGAUUAUUAUUAUUAUUGUAUUCCCUUAUUAUA